Sparassis crispa is the source of this 195-nucleotide messenger RNA. RefSeq lists its product as hypothetical. The record is from RefSeq and is a predicted model, not a curated record. NCBI's taxonomy places the organism in Eukaryota, Fungi, Basidiomycota, Agaricomycetes, Polyporales, Sparassidaceae. Bases 1 to 195 code for a protein of 64 amino acids. The transcript has 2 exons.
AUGGCCCUUCUGUGGGGCGAGGGUCUGCUUUACGCGAAAUUGUUGAAACAGAAAGGCAUGAAGACCAAGGAUGAUGUCUACCCUGGUGUACCACACAGGUUCCACUAUGGUCUCCGACAGAUUAAGAUAGUUUUCCUGGCUGAUAAGGACUUUGACAAUGAAUUGAAGUGGCUUUUGAGCGGGUCGAGUGCCUGA